AAAGUCUCCUGAGCACCAAUAAGAAACUUGAGGCUGACUUUGUUCCGGUCCAGAAUGAAGUUGAUCACACUGUACAGGAAGCAAGAAAUCCCGAAGAGAAGGCCAAGAAAGCAAUCUCAGAUGCUGCAAUGAUGGUUGAAAAGCUCAAGGAGCAGCAGGACACCAGCUCUCAUCUGGAGAGGAUGAAGAAGAAUGUGGAGGUCACAGUGAAGGAUCUGCGGCACUGUCUAGAUGAGGCGGAGAAUUUGGCCAUAAAGAGAGGAAAGAAACAACUCUAGAAACUGGAGUCCAGAGUUCAUGAGCUUGAGGCUGAAGUUGUGGCUAAACAGAGACGUGGAGCUGAUUCAGUUAAAGGUGUCCGCAAAUAUGAAAGGAGAGUGAAGGAACUCACCUACCAUACUGAGGAGGAUAAGAAGAACAUUACCAGACUUCAGGAUAUGGAUGACAAGCUUCAGCUGAAGGUCAAAGCUUACAAGAGACAGGCUGAGGAGUCUGAGGAACAAGCCAACGUUCACUUAUCCAAGUUAAGAAAGAUGCAGCAUGAGCUUGAGGAGGCUGAGGAGCGUGCUUACAUUUCUGAGUCAGAGGUCAACAAACUCCGAGCCAAGAGCCGAGAUGUUGGAAAGGUUAGUAGAUGA
This is a messenger RNA of Triplophysa dalaica, 638 nucleotides long. Its product is annotated as myosin-7. Gene Ontology annotation, molecular function: protein serine/threonine kinase activity. Gene Ontology annotation, biological process: peptidyl-threonine phosphorylation; actomyosin structure organization. Lineage: Eukaryota; Metazoa; Chordata; Actinopteri; Cypriniformes; Nemacheilidae. The transcript is spliced from 5 exons. The record is from RefSeq and is a predicted model, not a curated record. Gene Ontology annotation, cellular component: cytoskeleton; cytoplasm; myosin complex.